Messenger RNA from Polypterus senegalus (gray bichir), 4963 nucleotides. Its product is annotated as protein Hook homolog 2-like. Gene Ontology annotation, molecular function: dynein light intermediate chain binding; microtubule binding. The transcript has 33 exons. Gene Ontology annotation, cellular component: cytoplasm; centrosome. The record is from RefSeq and is a predicted model, not a curated record. Gene Ontology annotation, biological process: cytoskeleton-dependent intracellular transport; cytoplasmic microtubule organization. NCBI's taxonomy places the organism in Eukaryota, Metazoa, Chordata, Cladistia, Polypteriformes, Polypteridae. Bases 1406 to 3571 code for a protein of 721 amino acids.
ACAACUCGACGAAAAAUAAACUGCCACAUUGUUAAAAAAAAAAAACAGCCGACACGACUGCAGAGGCUGCCACCUCGCACCCAAACAGCCUACGGGGCUGGACGGUUUAUUCAGCAUUACGGCGAGACACAACAAGCAACUGUUUUCCUCAAGAUCAUCAAGUGAAUUCACGGUCCUAUGACAACAUUCAAGUUCUGACGUCAGAGAAUUUGUGGAGCUGUGUUGAAGAUUGGACCAAGAAGGGCGUCAGUCAUGAUAAAGCGGGCGCGACAGUCGCAGUCUUCUUUAGUGUCCAUUAUAACUUCCAGGUUUGGUCAGAUCUUACACACCAGAGAAUGUCACCAUCACAACCAGCAGUGUGCCCAUGGAAUAGUGGAAUCCCCCAGGAGGCAGGGCCAUCCUCUUGUCACCAGUGAAGGUCCGUCCCCAACCUAUUGUGAUCAACAGGGGGUCCUACAGAGCCCCAAACACAAAAGCACAGACAAGUCCUUGGUUCAAAACAAAGGGUUUUAUUUUAAAGAAAUGUCUCCACACAGCAAUUAUAAAUACUCUUCGUUCUCUCCUCUUCACUGCUGCUCCUCCCAGCACUAGGGUGGAUGAUGUGACCUCUGAUGAGCCCUGACAACGUUUCCUGUCCGCCCCAGAAGCCCCAGCACCUUACAGUCUUCCCACUACAUAAGAGGCAACCCACCCAGACGUUGGUGUUCAUUCACUGGACUGAGCCAGACCACCCGUAGAACCAACUAAACUCAGAAAGACUACUCAUAUGGAAACAAAACACAAACAGUGCAUGCGACAGAAACUACAGGAGUGAGUGAGCGAGCUCCACUGGAUGCCAUGGCACAUGAACUCAGUCACCUCAGCAGGCACCACCAUUUCAGAACUUCAAGUCAUCAGUGUGCUGAGAGUUGCUAGGCUUGUGUUGUAUGACAUACUGUAUGAUGUCUGCAUGGUCGUGCUAUAAGUCAGUAUCUGAACUUGACAUGAGAGUCUUGUAUUCAGAGUCCUCCCCUGGCUGAUGUUCAGGUGUGUUCCGUGUGCCUUGUGGUGGGGCCACCUGUCUAUCACUGUUAAAGAGGUGCCCUAUAGAGGCUGAGGAAAGCCCACAGUCCUUUGCGGUUCAUUGAAUGCACUGGUGCUGCAAGAUACACAGCUUAGCGAAGUCUGGAAGUCCAUCGGCACACAUGUGGCCAGCCUUCGCACACAAACUCAGACAGCAAUAACACCUGCGGGACUCUUAGCUGUGUGCUCCAGAUUGGGCAGUUUAACAGCUUUGAGCAAGCUGAUUCUGCUUGGCAGGCUGACACUUUGCACAGCGGUGGGUAGCCACUCCCUUACUACCUUAAGAAUACCUCAGUGGAUCUUGGUGAGCCUGAGGCCGUCUCCUGAGUCACAGCUGAGGGUGAUGACCAACUUUUCUGCACCUCUUCCAGCCCCACCAAGACGAUGCAAACACAGACGUCCUUACAAGCUGAAGACGUUCCAGGUGCCCUCAUGUACCUCUAAAGAAGACCUCACUAAUGGCGUCGCCAUCGCCCAUGUGCUGCACAGAAUAGAUCCCUCCUGGUUCAAUGAGGCAUGGCUGGGCCGCAUUAAAGAAGAGCGGGGUCAGAACUGGAGGUUGAAGGUGAGCAACCUGAAGAAAAUUUUACAGAGCAUGCUGGAAUAUUAUCACGAGGUUCUCCUUCAGCAGAUCUCAGACAAUCAUCUCCCUGAUGUUAACCGCAUAGGAGAGCUCAACGAUGUGACUGAGCUGGGGAAGCUGGUACAGCUGGUCUUGGGCUGUGCUGUAAGUUGUGAAAAGAAGCAUGAACACAUUGAGCAAAUCAUGACUUUAGAGGAGUCUGUGCAGCAUGUUGUAAUGACCGCCAUCCAGGAGCUGCUCACAAAAGACACCGUGGACUCCGCCAGUCCAGAGACUUAUGGAGACUUUGACUAUCAGUCCCGGAAAUACUAUUUUUUAAGUGAAGAAAUAGAAGAAAAAGAUGAUCUAUCCCAGCGGUGUCAGGAGCUCGAGCAGCAGGUCUCCACCAUACUGGAGGAAAAGAACGCUUUGUUGUCUGAGCUGGCAGAGCUGCAAAAACAUGGAACGCAGCGGCCCGAAGCACCCGAUGAAACCGCCACCAUAACCAGUAAGAAGCUGCUUCUGCUACAGACCCAACUGGAACAGCUGCAGGAGGAAAAUUACAGGCUGGACACCUCCAAAGACGACCUGCAAAUCCGAGCAGAGGAGUUGGAGCGCCAAGUGGCAGAGCUGCAGCAUCGCAAUGAAGAGCUGACCAGCCUAGCUGAAGAGGCCCAGUCCCUCAAAGAUGAAAUGGACAUUCUCCGGCACUCGUCCGACAGAGUGAACCGCUUGGAGGCAAUGGUGGAUACCUAUAAGAAGAAGCUGGAAGAUCUUGGAGAUCUGCGGAGACAGGUUAGGCUCCUGGAGGAGAGGAACACUGUGUACAUGCAGCGCACGUGCGAACUGGAAGAAGAGCUGAGGAAAGCCAACAGCGCCCGCAGCCAGCUGGAAAUUUAUAAGAAACAGAUUCAGGAGCUGCACAGUAAGCACUCUUCAGAAGCAAUCAAAGCCGAAAAGUGGCAGUUUGAGUACAAGAACGUUCAUCUAAAGUACGAGGCUCUGCUCAAGGAGAAGGAGCGACUUAUGGUGGACCGGGACGCCUUGCGAGAAAGGAUUGAAGACAUGUGCUUUGUGCAGUUCCAGCCACAACAUCUUCGUCAGAGAGAAGAUUCCUUGUGUGAUGAGGGUGUGCAGAAUCUUACGGCUGAGAUGAUGCCUGCUGAGCUCAAAGAAACGAUUCUGCGACUCCAGCAGGAGAACAAAACACUCUGUGCGGAGGAAGAAGCCUCCCGUCAGAAGCUAAGUGAAGUACAGAGCCAGCUGGAGGAGUCUCGGCGUAGCCAGAACAGACUGGAGACAGAGAACAGGCUGAACCAGCUGCAAAUUACUGCACUCCGGAGCCAAGUGGAGGAACUCCAGAAAGCACUGCAGGAGCAAGACAGCAAGGCUGAGGAUCAGGCCAUUUCUUUGCUGUUGAAGAGGAAACUCGAUGAGCAUUUGGUGAAGCUCCAUGAAGCUCAUUCUGAUUUGCAGAAGAAACGGGAAUACAUUGAUGGCCUUGAACCUAAAGUGGACAGCUCCACCGCUAAGAAAAUCGAUGAGCUUGAGGAGAUCUUAAAGAAGAAGGACGCCGACCUGAAGAUGAUGCAGGAGCGAUGUAACCGAUAUGUAGAGCGAGCGCGGACUGUCAUCAAAACUCUGGACGCCAAACAGCCCGACGCCGUAGCCCCUGAGGUGGUGGCCUUAAAAAAUCAACUACAAGAAAAGGAGAAAAAGCUGCAGCAUCUGGAGCAUGACUUUGAAAAAGCAAAGAGCCGCCAUGAAAAGGAGGAGAAGCUGAUCAUCAGCGCCUGGUACAACAUGGGGAUGGCACUGCAGCACCGGGUGACACAGGACCGAACUGGCACCCCAGGACAGGCCCAGUCCUUCCUGGCACAACAGAGACAGUUCACCAAUGCACGGAGGGGACACCUCUCUCGGCUGCAGCAGACGCUGCCCAGAUAAAAGCCCACCUUGCCGACGAGACUUCACUUGAGCGCAGUGGUGCCCAUUUCUUACUCUGACGCAGAAGAGCAGCUCACUCGAGUGGACAGCGGACUUCCUAUGUGGGACACCAGACGGACAUCUCUGACCACCAACCACUGCUGCUGCUGCUGCAUGGGGCGGGUGGACCUGAUAACACUACAGUCUUCUUCUUAGGUUAGUUAAGGGGGCUUCGUCACAGUGCUGGGGACAGAAAUGAGCUGCAAUGGGUGUGAAGACCACCAGCAGCCUCGGAAUGAGAUUCUAGGGGACUGCGUGGGUCAGCGUGUGGCUUGAGCGAGGCGGCCGCCGUGCACCCCGUUGAACGUUUUCAUCCAUACUUGUGCUCUUCACUGUGACCGCCAUCUGUCUGUUGACCGCCGUGUUUCUUCCUGAAGUUUCUCUCUCUCUCUCGAAGUGAAUACGCCGGAGCCGCCCCGGCAAUGCAGGUCUGCACACGUGUGGCCCGCUGACUGCGCCACGGGGCCCGCGGGUUUCCAUCUAAAAUGGGAGUUGUGGUUUGGGUUUUUUCAUUUUGCCUACAGUUUCAAAGUUAAAUUUCCCGCCUGCGAAUGUACUUUGCGUUUCCCUCGACCUCCCUUUUAAUGUCCGCCCCCCCCCAUAAAGACAGAGCGGCAGGGCGGCCCACCCACUCAUCCAGUUGUGCCCGUGGUGUGCUUUGUAGACAAUCAUCUUGUUUUUAACCAAAGAAUCACUUAAAAAAAUAAUAAUAAUAAUUUCGGCCCAUAGUGUUAAGCUCAUUCAAAUUAUUAUUAUUAUAAUUUUUUUUAAUCUUUUUGCUUCUAUGAUUUUUAGUUUCCCCAGUGGAUCCAUGAAAUGGGUGGAUGGUUUUAAACGUGUCUCUCUUGUGGUUUUAUUAUUGCUGACCACCGCUGCUAAUGUCUGCUUUGUUUUUUGGUUAAGACACCCUGGUAGCUUUAUAAGGAACCAGGCGAUGGAAUCGGAGCUGCGGCCCCCCUUGUCUGGCUGGAUGUUGUUGUUAACAAACACGAGGCUUCUGUGCCACUCUGUGGGUGUCCUCAGCUGGGCAUCCGUCAAGCAAAACCGCGCUGAGUGCCAGGAAUGGGGAAGCCAUCCGUUUGACUGAGCUGAGCCCCUCGGCCGUUCUUCUGUCUGCUCCUCUUUUUCGGCGCUUUAUGUUGAGCGAUGGCAGGGUGGGUGCCUUUUAUUUUUCUUUUCUUUUCUUUUUGAGGUGUACCUUUUAAUUUAUUUAGCAGGUUUUUUUUUUUUUUUUUCUUUUAAAUUGGUGUGUGGGUAAAGUGGGAGGACGAGAGGCGUUUUAAAUCCUAACCGUGCUGCCCUCCCUUCCGUUUUCCCCCCUUUGCACUAUCAAUAAACUGGAAUUGGACCGCG